Scheffersomyces amazonensis is the source of this 3519-nucleotide messenger RNA. RefSeq names its product condensin subunit (gene SMC2). Lineage: Eukaryota; Fungi; Ascomycota; Pichiomycetes; Serinales; Debaryomycetaceae. Gene Ontology annotation, molecular function: ATP binding; protein binding; ATP hydrolysis activity. The transcript has a single exon. The coding region runs from base 1 to 3519 and encodes 1172 amino acids. Gene Ontology annotation, biological process: chromosome organization. Gene Ontology annotation, cellular component: chromosome. The record is from RefSeq and is a predicted model, not a curated record.
AUGAAAGUUGAAGAGCUCAUAAUUGAUGGGUUUAAAUCGUAUGCCACCCGGACGGUGAUUUCUGGGUGGGAUCAUCAAUUUAACGCCAUCACGGGACUUAAUGGAUCAGGCAAAUCAAAUAUACUUGAUGCUAUAUGUUUUGUAUUGGGGAUCGCAUCAAUGACUACGGUAAGAGCAUCUAAUUUACAAGAUUUAAUAUAUAAAAGAGGUCAAGCAGGAGUCACUAAAGCAAGUGUAACUAUAGUAUUUAAUAAUUCUGAAAUUUCCAAAUCUCCUAUUGGAUUUGAAAAUUGUUUAACUAUAAGUGUUACAAGACAAGUUAUAUUAGGAGGUAGUUCAAAAUAUUUAAUUAAUGGUCAUAAAGCUCAACAACAAACUGUACUUAAUUUAUUUCAAUCAGUUCAAUUAAAUAUUAAUAAUCCUAAUUUUCUAAUUAUGCAGGGAAAGAUUACUAAAGUAUUAAAUAUGAAACCAGCAGAAAUCUUAUCAUUAAUUGAAGAAGCUGCUGGAACAAGAACUUUUGAAGAACGGAAAGAUAAAGCUCAAAAGACUAUGGCUAAGAAGGAAGCUAAAUUAAUUGAAAUUAGAGCGUUAUUAAAGGAAGAGAUCGAACCAAAAUUGGAUAAGUUAAGAAGUGAUAAGAGAAAUUUUGUAGAAUUUCAACAAAUUCAAAUUGAUCUUGAAAAAUUAUCAAGAAUAACUACGGCUCAUGAUUAUUUAAGUUUAUCACGAAAUUUUACUAAUCAUUCUAAUUUUUUAAAUGAAAGUCAAUCGAAAGUUAUCGAUUUAAAUAAUGAAAUGGGGAAGUUAGAACAAGAAAUUACUAAUUUAAAUGAAGAUUUAAAUCAAGUUAAGACUAGGCGAGAAAAGGAAUUAGAUAGUGAUGGGAAACUUAAAGCAUUAGAAGAAUCAGAAACAAACUUAUCUAAUGAAAUAGCUAGAUUAACUACAUCUAAAGAUAUUACUGAAGAUAAUAUAAAGGAUGAAAUAACUAAAAGGAAUAAACUUGAACAACAAAUUCAAGAGAUUCAAUCUUUAUUAGAUAAUAGUGCUGAUAUGUAUUCUGAUUUCGAAUCCAAAUUCAAUCAAUCCACUAAUGAAUUGAAUGAUUUGAAAGAAGAAUUUAAUAAAAAGGAAGAUUUAUUAUCUUCUUUAUCUACUGGGAUGUCAUCCAGUGGUGCUGUAAGUUCAGGUUAUACUUCACAAUUAAAUGAAGCUAAAGAAAAAUUGAAUUCUGGUAAAAAUUUCAUAAAGACUUCAACCAUGAAAAUUUCUCAUCUUGAAGCUCAAGUAAAGAGUGAUUCAAUUAAAUUACAAAAGGCCAAACAAGAAAAUGAAUCAUUAUUAAAAGAUAUCCAACAGUAUAAGAAUGAAAUAGCAUUAAAUGAAAUAAAAGUAGCUAAGAAAUUAGGAUUUAUGCCAAGUGUAAUGAGUAGAUUAAGAGAAGAAGAAUUAAAAUUAAGUAAAGAAUCUCAGAAAUUAAAUAAUGAACUUAAUUAUGUUAAACGAGAUGUGGGGAAUAAUAUAGAUUUUAAUUAUUCUAGACCUUCUCAACAAUUUAAUGAUAAUUCAGUUAGAGGUUUAGUAUCUCAAUUAUUUGAAUUACCUGAUAGUUCAUUUGAAAAGGCUUUAGCAUUACAAGUAUGUGCUGGUGGAAGACUUUAUAAUGUUGUAGUUGAUGAUUCAGAUACUGCAUCUCAAUUAUUAGAAAGAGGACAAUUAAAAAGAAGAGUUACUAUAAUUCCAUUAGAUAAAAUUAAUGCCCAUUCUAUUGAUGAUGGUAUCACUCAAUAUGCUAAGAAAUUAACUCCUAAUAAAGUUGAAUUGGCUAUAAAUUUAAUUAAUUUUGAUCAAGAAUUAUUAAAGGCCAUGGAAUAUAUCUUUGGAACAACCUUUAUUUGUAAUGAUCCAAAUACCGCUAAAACCAUAACUUUUGAUCCUAAAAUUAGAGCUAGAUCCAUCACUAUAGAAGGUGAUGUUUAUGAUCCCGAGGGGAAUCUUUCAGGAGGAUCUCGAAGAAAUGAUUCAUCCACAUUAAUUAAGAUUCAACAGUAUAAUAAGAUCUUUGGUAAACUUAAACAAGUUAAUAAAAGUCUUUAUGCUCUUAAAGAAGAAAUAGCAUAUAAACAAAGAUUACUUGAUAGUACUAAGGAAUUAAGUAAUGAAAUCUAUUUAAAGAAGCAUGAAUUAGAAUUAUUAGAAAAGAAAUUGAGUAGUAAUCCUUCAUCGAUGAUUUUAAAGCAGAAUGAAGCCAAUGAACUGGAGAUUCGUCAAUUAAAUGAACAAAUUAAGGAAGAAGAAGCUAAUUGUAUUAAGUACCAACAAGAAAUUCAAGCUAUUGAAAAGGAUAUUAAAGAGUUUAGUAAUGAUAAGGGAUCUAAGAUUAAGGAUUUAAAGAAAGAGGUGGAUCAAUUAAAGAAGUUGGUCAAUAAGAAACAAUUGGAAUUAGAUGAUCAAACUGAGAAGUAUCAAAGUUUACAAAUUGAAAAUGAACAACAAAAAUCAGAGUUGAUUAACAUUAAAGAGUCUAUAGCUAAUUUGAUACAAUCUAGUCAAGAAUUGGUUGAGAAAAGAAGUUCAAUUGAUAAUCAAAUUGAAGAACUAGGAGAUAAAUUGGCUGUAGUAAAAGUUGAAUUGGAAGAAGAAAGAGCUAAUUUGUUAGGAUUAGAUGAAGAGAUUAAUGAAUUAAACUUGAUGAUCAAAAGUAAAGCUGAUCUCAUUAAUGAGUAUAAGUUGCAAAUACAAAAAUUAACUCAUGAAUUAGAGAAAUCAGGUUCUAUAACCAAGAAUUUAAAGACACGAUUAGAUGCAUUAAUUAAAGAGAAUGAAUGGGUAACCGAUACUCAAGUAUUGAACAAUAUCAUUGAGACUAAUCCCAACAUUAAUUUGGAUGAAUCUCGAGAACAAUUGGGGGUAUUGGAAGAGAAAUUUACAAGUAUGAGACGGAAAGUUAAUCCUAAUAUUAUGAGUAUGAUUGAUAAUGUAGAGAAGAAAGAAUCAUCUUUAAAACAAAUGGUGAAAACCAUUGAACGUGAUAAGAAUAAGAUUGUCGGUACUAUUGAUAAGUUGAAUGGUUAUAAACGAGAUACAUUAAAUACAACUUAUCAAAAGGUAUCGAUGGACUUUGGACAAAUCUUUGCCGAUUUAUUACCAGGAUCAUAUGCUAAAUUAGUACCAGUAAAUAUUAUGGAUGUAACUCAAGGACUUGAAGUUAAGGUUAAAUUAGGAGAGGUAUGGAAGGAAAGUUUGGUUGAAUUAUCGGGAGGUCAAAGAUCAUUGAUUGCGUUAUCAUUAAUUAUGGCCUUAUUACAAUUUAAACCAGCGCCCAUGUAUAUUCUUGAUGAAGUUGAUGCAGCAUUAGAUUUAUCUCAUACUCAGAAUAUUGGACAUUUAAUUAAGACUCGAUUUAAGGGAUCUCAAUUUAUUGUUGUGUCAUUGAAAGAGGGAAUGUUUACUAAUGCUAAUCGAGUAUUUAGAACGAGAUUUCAAGAUGGUACAUCUGUUGUUUCUGUUAUGUAG